AACUAUGUAGCUGUUUUCAAUUCUGCGGGUUUUCUCCGUUUUCGUUCCCCAAAGACACGAUUGUCGGACAUAAACUAACUCAGGAGGCCGGUAACACUCUUCUGAGCGUCCGUGCGUUCGUGUCGGGCCGCAGCCAUGGCUCUCCAAGGCCCGGAGGAGGUGGGGGAGCAGGUGGAAGAGCCGGAGGAUCUGGACGAUCAGGACGCUAGUAGCAUCUCCCCGGCCGAGGAGAUCACGCUUCCCCCCGGGGCCGGCGGCGACGAGGAGCCGGUGGAGGCUUUCUUGCUCCCGUGGGACCGCUUCUCCGCCUGGCUGCACUGCAUCUGUGUGGUCGGCUUCGACUUGGAGCUGGGGCAGGCGGUGGAGAAAACAAGCAUCUGCUACCUUUCCUUUCCUGACUCCAACUCAGGUUGCCUCGGCGACACGCAGUUCUGCUUCCGCUUUCGUCAGGGCUCCAACAGAAAGUCGUCGCUGGGCUGUUUCCUGGAGACCACCGAUCGCGACGCGCCGCCGUGUCUGAAGCGGGAACAAGGCCAUUACUACGGCUACGUGUACUUCAGACAGGUGCGAGACAAAUCCCUGAAGAGAGGAUACUUCCAGAAGUCUCUGGUUCUGAUCAGUAAGCUGCCCUACGUGACGUUUUUCCACUCGCUGCUGAAGAUCAUGGCUCCAGAAUACUUUGAGAAACAGGAACCCUGCCUGGAAGCCGCUUGUAACGACAUGGACCGCUGGCCCACGCCUCAUCCUGGUCGAAUCCUCACUCUGCCCAUAAUGGGUGUCGUCAUCAAGGUUCGGAUCCCGACCAGCUACGACAAACCAGGAACCUCCCAGCUGGUCCAGUCUGCUCAGAGCGACAGUUCAGUGUCCAUCGUUCUCCCAACCAUCCAUGAAGUCGACCUUUUCAGGUGUUUCUACCCGGUCUUCUUCCACAUCCAGAUGCUCUGGGAGCUGGUGUUGUUGGGGGAGGCGCUUGUCGUCAUGGCGCCGUCGCCCGCAGAGUCGUCUGAAACCGUGCUGGCGUUGGUCAGCUGCAUCUCUCCGCUGCGGUACUGCAGCGACUUCAGGCCGUACUUCACCAUCCACGACAGCGAGUUUAAGGAGUACACAACCAGAACGCAGGCUCCGCCGUCGGUCGUUCUGGGAGUGACCAAUCCCUUCUUCGCUAAAACCCUGCAGCACUGGCCGCACAUCAUCCGCAUCGGAGACAUGAAGCAAGCAGGAGAGAUGACCAAGCAGACGAAAGUCAAGAAACUGAAAAACCUGAAAACUCUGGACUCUAAACCCGGUGUGUACACUGCUUAUAAGCCAUAUCUUAACAAAGAUGAAGAAAUCAUCAAGCAGCUCCAGAAGGGGGUUCAGCAGAAGAGACCCUCAGCGGCCCAGAAUGCAAUUCUUCGACGUUACUUCUUAGAGCUGACUCAGAGCUUCAUCAUUCCUCUGGAGCGAUACGUUGCCAGUCUCAUGCCGCUGCAGAAGUCCAUCAGCCCCUGGAAGAGUCCUCCUCAGAUCCGAGCCUUCAACCAGCAGGACUUCAUGAAGACGUUGGAGAAGGCGGGGCCUCAGCUCACGUCCAGACUGAAAGGAGACUGGAUCGGACUCUACAGGCACUUUCUGAAGUCUCCCAACUUCGACGGCUGGUUCCGCAGCAGGAGAAGAGAGAUGACUCAGAAACUGGAGGCUCUGCACCUGGAGGCUCUGUGUGAGGAGGAUCUUCAGCAGAGGAUCCAGAAGCACACGGAGGUGGAGGCUGUGGAUCUGGUCCUGAAGCUGAAAGACAAACUGACUCAGGCAGAGAGGGAGCAGCUCCCGGUCCGUCCAGGCACCCUGACCAAACUGAGAGCCCACAUCGAGGCCGUCAUCCUGGCCUUACCGGAGGACCUGCAGGGAAUCCUCCAUAAGCCCCCCACGCCGUGACCUUUAACCCCCCCCCAGCCACACACACACAAACACACACCCACUACGCCAACCUGAGGCAGUCCUCCUUCUGGUUGCUGGAGGAACUGCGUCAGUUUGAGGUUUUUACUGYAGCGGCAGGGUCUGAUCGAACCCCGACGUCUCCGUGGUCCUGAAGCGACAMAGCUGCGAUGGGCCGGACCGGACCUGUCAGCCCACCUCUUUAAAACAAAACAAAAAGGAGCGCCGGGUGUGUUUAACACAUCAUGCUGUAACGACACUCAGAGCCCGUCAGACGCUGGAGGUGACCUGUGAGCAAAAAAACAAAACUAGAAACUGACCCCCGGUGACCUUUGACCCUCAACGAUUUUUACUUUUUAACACCUUUAGAUUCUUAUUUAAACCGGCUGCUGCUCUCUGACGCAGAGUUUUCAUUCGUUUUAAGGACAGGUUUUUUAAAAUAAGUGCACUUCAUUGUUCCCAGGACCAGUGUGCCCAACACACACACACACACACACACACACACACACACACACACACACACACACACAGUUUAUGCAAACAAACUGACCGGAGCAGAACCAAGCAGUGCAUUAUAGUCACAUUUAUAAACAUUAACCACCAGCAGCUCAGUAAUAAGUGAUAAAACUCUUGUUUCUGUGAAUGUUGGCUGAGGAACAAUUCUGCUUUGUCCUGAAAGUUUAAUCAAGUUCAAUUUUUUUUAAUCUAAAGGAUGAAUUUAAGCAUAAAGUGUUUAAACAGCUCUUCUGAUGGUUCAGAGGUGAAACUCGAGGCCCGUUUUUAUCAUUUUUAAGAGAUUUUAAAGCAAAACAGGAAAGUGGAGAUCCUGGUUUAUGAAAUUAUUUAGGAAGCAAUAAGAUAAAAUUAAAAAAUUCUGGAUAUAUAAUCAGUUAUUAAUUCAUCAUGUGUUACACUUGGAUUUUUUUAAGAAUUCAGUUUUUUAUUUCACUGAAUUCUGAAAUAUUUUAUUUUUGUAAAGUUAUUUUUGCAACAGUUAUUUCCUCCUGUCUGAAACAUUUUGACUGAAAAACAAACAAAAAAUGAAAUGUAAAAUUAAUUUAACUCAUUUUAGGGGGAAAACCGUUUGUGCUUUGACUAUAAACUGAAACAAGAUUUAUAAAGGGUAAAAACACUAGCUGCUCUGCUCAUGUUUAUUUUCUGGUUUAUGAGUUUCACAUGUUGAAUUAUGUAGAACUGACCUUGUGGACAUUGCAGGUGACGUAAAUAAUGAAGCGUUUUCUGUAAUGAGAGUAAAAACAGACGAACCUCAGGUGAAAACAUGAAGAAGUGACUUUGUUACGAUGUCAGUUUUCAUCAAAGAGGACCCACCUG
Molecule: messenger RNA, 3246 nt
Organism: Austrofundulus limnaeus
Lineage: Eukaryota; Metazoa; Chordata; Actinopteri; Cyprinodontiformes; Rivulidae
Gene: dennd6a
Product: DENN/MADD domain containing 6A
Cellular component (GO): recycling endosome
Molecular function (GO): guanyl-nucleotide exchange factor activity
Source: RefSeq, a predicted model, not a curated record